Messenger RNA from Acanthochromis polyacanthus (spiny chromis), 5951 nucleotides. RefSeq names its product intersectin 2a (gene itsn2a). Gene Ontology annotation, molecular function: protein binding; calcium ion binding; guanyl-nucleotide exchange factor activity. Gene Ontology annotation, biological process: intracellular signal transduction; positive regulation of Rho protein signal transduction. The record is from RefSeq and is a predicted model, not a curated record. The transcript is spliced from 34 exons. NCBI's taxonomy places the organism in Eukaryota, Metazoa, Chordata, Actinopteri, Pomacentridae. Bases 349 to 5103 code for a protein of 1584 amino acids.
ACUGUAAAAUAUUGUUUUUGUUUGUUACUAUUUUUAUUUUUGCUAAUUUAAGCACAGUAAGAAGUAAAAUGUUACAUAUAAAUGUAAAUAUUUGAAAAAUACAUAUUUCUGAUGUGGACGUUAGAUAUAAAUGAAUUCUUUUUUGUGUCAUUUUUCCAGAUAUUAUCUGUAAUUUAAUGUAAAAGUUACACUAACUUCUUUUUAUAAAUCACAGUUAAAAUCCCUUUAUUUUUUCCAGUGUAGCUGCAGUAAAUUGAAUUAAUCCAUUUUCCCUCCAGUGUCUCCUGAUCAUCUGUUUCCUCCUCCAGGAAUGGGUUCUAUGCCAACCUGUCCGUGGGUCUGUCCUCCAUGUCCUCCAUGUCCUCCAUGUCCAUCCUAACCCCCGUCCCCGCUAACCCCUCCAUGGUCCAGCCUCUGGUCCAGCCUCUGGUCCCCCCUCUGGUCCAGCCUCUGGUCCCCGUCUCUCUGCCCCUCCUCGGCCUCCACAACGGCAGCCUGCUGACGCCUCCGCUGGUCCCCAACAACUCAGCGCUGCCUCUGUCUGGUUUCUCGUCUCCGAUGACGUUUUCUCCGUCCAGCGGCAUGUCGAAGGCAAACUCUCUGCUCGACCUCGGAUCCAGCAGUUCCAACUCGUCCUCCACCACCUCUCUGGCCAGUAACUCUCCAAAGAUGGGCUCCAGCGACUGGGCGGUUCCUCAGGCGUCCAGGCUCAAAUACCGACAGCAGUUCAACACUCUGGACAAACUCAUGAGUGGAUACCUGUCAGGACCCCAAGUUAGAAACGCUCUGAUGGCAUCAAAUCUGACCCAGACUCAGCUGGCAACCAUCUGGACGUUAGCAGACGUGGAUAAAGAUGGUCAGCUUCGAGCCGAUGAGUUCAUUCUGGCGAUGCAUCUGGUGGACAUGGCUAAGACCGGACGUCCUCUGCCGCUCACGCUGCCUCAGGACCUGGUUCCUCCAUCUCUCAGAGGAGGAGUGAAGCCCAGUGAGCUGGUUAAUGGAACCAGUCCCUACAUCACUCCAUGUCUGAUCGACACCACGGAGGUCGAAGCUCCUCAGAAGAACAAGAGCAGCGUGUCCUUCGAGGACAAGCUGAAGGAGAACUUUGCUCGAGGCAGCGCCGAGCUGGAGAAACGACGGCUGGCCCUGGAGGAGCAGCAGAGGAAGGAGAAGGAGAGGAGGGAGAGGGAGGAGAGGGAGGCCCUGGAGCGCCGAGAGAGGGAGGCCCGGGAGCAGGAGAACCGCCGGAGGAUGGAGGAGGAGAGGAGGAUGGAGAGGCAGAGGGAGAUGGAGAGGCAGAGGGAGGAGGAGAGGCUGAGGGAGCUGGAGAGGAAGGAGGCAGCGAAGCAGGAGAUGGAGCGCCAGAGGAGGGAGGAGUGGGAGCAGAGGAGGAGGGAGGAGCUGAACAGGAGGAAGGAUGGAGAGCAGGAGGAGAUCAGUCGACUCCGAGCCAAGAAGAAGAGUCUGGAGCUGGAGCUGGAGGCCGUGGGCAACAAGCACAGGCAGAUCUCCGACUGUCUCCGUGACGCCCAGAGUAAGAGGAGGAUCCAGAAGGCCGAGGUGGACCUGGUCAACCAGAAGAGAGACGCAAGAAUCACUGAGAUCAACACCUUGCAGCUGGAGUUUGAGGACUGGCAGAGGAAACUGGCCCAGCUGGUUCCAGAGCAGCAGAAGUUGACGGAGAAGCUGAGAAACACCGGACUGAACAAAGUCUCCUCCUCAACUCUGAACUCGCUGAGCAGCAGCGUGACGGAGAAGAGCUUCACCUGCCGCCGUCUGAAGGACCAGCUGGACCUCCUGGAGAAGGAGACCACCGACAAGCUGACCCAGAUGGAGCAGUACAACAAGGAGCUGCAGUUUGGGGAUCUGGAUGACUGUGUCCUGAGAGGCCUUCUGUCUCUGCUGGCCUGCCUCACUCAGCUCUUCCUCCUCAUCAAGGAGCUGAGGGAGAAGCAAGUGAAGCAGCAGAACGUCCUGGAUGAUCUGUACAGAGUGAAGGAGGAGAAACUGAAGGAGCUGCAGAGACGAAGAGAGGAAGAGCAAGAGAGGAGAAGGAGGGAGGAAGAGGAGGCAGCCAGACAGGCAAAGCUGGACCAGGAGAGGAGGCUCCAGGAGGAGGAGGAGGCCCGACAGAGGAGGCUCCGAGAGGAGGAGGAGGCCCGACAAAGGAGACUCCUGGAGGAAGAGGAGGCCCAGCAGAGGAGGCUCCAGGAAGAGGAGGAGGCCCGACAGAGGAGGCUCCUGGAGGAGCAGAAGGAGGCUCAGGAUCGACUCCGAGCCGCCCAGCAGGAAGCACAAGAAGAAGAAGAAAAGAGGAGAAGAGAGGACGAGGAGAGGAAAAGUAGGGAGGUGGAGGAGCAGAAAGAGGUGGAGAAGGAGAGGAGGAGGAAGGAGGAGCAGGGAGGACUGACCUCCUACAGAGCUUUGUAUUCCUUCAUCGCCCGAAACGCCGACGAGCUGAGCAUCGACGCAAACUGUCUGAUCCAGGUGAAUGAAAACACCGUCGGCGAGCCAGGCUGGCUGUGUGGGAGUUACCAUGGAAACCAGGGCUGGUUCCCUCAGACCUACGCCGAGAAAUGUCCCCCGGCUUCGGCCAAUCAGACAGCGGCUUCCUCGCCUGGAAAAACGUCCCGUCUGCCUCCACUGCCGAACGCAAGAGACCUAAAUGUGGAGGAACCAGGUGAAAAGAUUGUCCCGGUCCAAUCAGAUGCUUCACAGCCCUCCGUGGCGCUGCUGGCUCGUGCCGUCUCCUCCUGGUCUUCCUCCUCACCUGAGGCUCACCUGGCCGUCUCCUCGGUAACCGGUGAUGUCCUCACGGCGCUGCUGAGCUUCUCCCAGGGUGAUGUCAUCAGCGUGCUGCAGCAGAGGGAGGACUGGUGGCUGGGACAGCUAAACGGGACACAGGGCUGGUUCCCCAAAAACUACGUUGCCGUGGAGACCGAAGUCGAUGCUUUCGACUCGUCAGACUUCGUCCAGCUGGAAGAGUACGUGGCCCUGUACACCUACGAGAGUCCAGAGGCCGGAGACCUGACGUUUGUGGAGGGAGACGUCGUCAUGGUGACGGAGAGGGAGGGCGAGUGGUGGCGAGGAUGCAUCGGAGACCAGGCGGGAGUUUUCCCCUCCAACUACGUCCGACCGGUGGAGCCGGAGACGUCCAGAUCUGGAGCUUCAACCAGGAAACCAGAAGUGGCUCAGGCCGUCUCCUCCGCCGCUGCCCAGACGCUGCAUCAGCUGCAUCUGUCUCCAGGACAACUGAUCGUGGUUCAGGCCAAGAACUCGUCCGGCUGGUGGCUGGGAGAACUGCAGGCUCGAGGUAAAAAGCGCCAGAGAGGCUGGUUUCACUCGUCUAACGUCAAACUUCUGGGUCCGUCCAGCAGCAAGACGUCGCCUUCACCUCUGCCAGUCUGUCAGGUCAUCGCCAUGUACGACUACACUGCAGCCAAUCAGGACGAGCUGAGCUUCUCCAAAGGUCAGCUGAUCAGCGUCCUGGACAAGACCAACCCCGAUUGGUGGAAAGGAGAAGUGGGCGGAGUCACCGGCCUGCUGCCCACCAACUACGUGAAAAUGACCACAGAGUCGGACCCGAGUCAGCAAUGGUGUGCAGACCUGAUGACGCUGGACUCCAUGACGCCUCAGGAGAGGAAGAGGCAGGGCUACAUCCACGAGCUGAUCCAGACCGAGGAGACCUAUGUGCAGGACCUGGAGCUGGUUCUGGAGGUGUUCUACAAGCCCAUGUCGGAGUCUGGACGUCUAACGGAAGCUGAGAUGGCUGUGAUCUUUGUAAACUGGAGGGAGCUGAUUAUGUGCAACACCAAGCUGCUCAAAGCCCUGCGUGUCCGUAAGAAGACCGGUGGUGAGAACAUGCCUGUCCAGCUGAUCGGAGACCUGUUGGCCUCAGAACUGGCUCACAUGCAGCCGUACAUUCGGUUCUGUUCCUGUCAGCUGAAUGCUGCUGCGCUGCUGCAGAACAAAACCCACAACCAGCCCGACUUUAAGGACUUCCUCAAGAAGAUAGCCACCAACUACCGCUGUAAAGGCAUGCCGCUGUCCAGCUUCCUGCUAAAGCCCAUGCAGAGGAUCACCCGCUACCCUCUGCUCAUAAAGAACAUCUUGGAAAACACCCCAGAGGUCCAUGCAGACCGAAGCCCGCUGAAAGAAGCUCUGGAGCGAGCCGAGGAACUUUGUUCUCAGGUCAAUGAAGGCGUCAGAGAGAAAGAAAACUCAGACCGACUGGAGUGGAUUCAGAGCCACGUCCAGUGUGAAGGCGCUAUAGAGCACUUAGUGUUCAACUCUCUGACGAACUGCCUCGGGCCUCGCAAGCUGCUGCAUAGCGGUCGACUGUACAAAACCAAGAGCAGCAGAGAGCUGUGGGCUUUCCUCUUCAAUGACUUCCUCCUGCUCACCCACAGCGCCAAACCCUUCUCCUCCUCUGGAUCCGACAAGUUGUUCAGCCCCAAAACCAGCAUCCAGCUCAAGAUGUACAAAACGCCGCUGUUUCUGAAUGAGGUUUUGGUGAAAAUGCCACCGGAUCCGUCCAGCGACGAGCCGAUCUUCCACGUUUCACACAUCGAUCGAGUCUACACUCUCAAAAAUGAGACUUUAAAUGAGAGGACAGCGUGGGUCCAGAAAAUCAAAGCAGCAUCUGAACAUUUCAUCGAGACGGAGAAGAAGAAGAGAGAAAAGGCUUAUCAAGCCCGUUCUUUGAAGACCAGUGGAAUCGGUCGACUCUUGGUGACUGUAACUGAAGCUCAGGAGCUGAAGGCCUGUAAACCCAACGGUAAGAGUAACCCGUACUGCGAGCUGACAAUGGGCGCUCAGUGCUAUACUUCCAGACCCGUCAGCGACACUCUGAGCCCAAAGUGGAACUUCAACUGUCAGUUCUUCAUCAAAGAUCUGUACCAGGACGUUCUGUGCAUCACCGUGUUCGAGAAGGACCAGUUCUCACCUGAUGACUUCCUGGGUCGGACCGAGGUUCCCGUGGCGACCAUCAAGAAGGAGAUGGAGAGCAAAGGAGCAGCGACCCGCCGUCUGCUGCUGCACGAAGUACCGACCGGAGAGGUCUGGGUCAAACUGGACCUGCAGCUUUACGAGCCGAGCAAAUGAGCAGAAAAAAACAAACGAUGAUUUCAUGAAGAACAAUCAAACAAAGUGCCUUCCAGAUGUUGGACUGACCUCCAACCAGCUCUGAUGUGAAAAUAAUCCAAUAUUUUCUGACUGAAAUCACGACUUUAAGCCAGUUCCAUCUGCUGAAUUCAUAGUAAGUCACAUUUUAAAUUAUAUAUUUUACUGUUAAUGGAAUAUUCAAUAAAACCUGAACUAUGAGGAGAAACCUGAGCCGCCAGAAACUGAAUUUAAAUCAUUUAGGUUUGGAUUUUUAUUCUUCAACUUGAAUAAUUUGAUUUAAUGAGUUUAUUCAACUGAAAGUGUACCCCAAUAAACUGGAAACAAUUUAAUAUUUUAAAGUUUAUUCAGUUACUCUGGAAGUUUUGAUUUACAAUUAAUCAAUAAACUGAAAUAAUGUAAAGUUAAAUUAUUAUAAGUUAUAAAAAUUCCCAGAAAAAACACAUUUUUUAUCACAGUUGUUAAAUAUUUAAAAAUAAAAAAAAAUACUUACAAUUAUUAACAAUGACGAUUGAGAUUGAUCAAUUAGAAAAUUGAGCUUUAUAUGCAAAUUUUUAUUAUUAUUAAAGUUGAGAGUCAAAUUUAAAUUAUAAUGUUUAGAUUCUGGAAAUUUAACUUCAAAUGAUUCAAUUCUCAUUUUUAAUACAAUUAUUCAAGCUAAGAAGUUUAAAUAGUUUUGUUCAUAUUCACAUUUUUAUUUCCUUUAUUCAAGUGGAGAAAAUUCAGAUUUCUAGAUUCAAAGUACAGUGUUGUAUAUUAUAGUAAUGCAGUUUUACAUUUUAAUGAUUUAAUGUGAGUUUUUUAAAAUAAAAAAUGGAACUGCUCCAGUU